Molecule: messenger RNA, 2214 nt
Organism: Cicer arietinum (chickpea)
Lineage: Eukaryota; Viridiplantae; Streptophyta; Magnoliopsida; Fabales; Fabaceae
Product: cytochrome P450 94C1-like
Molecular function (GO): oxidoreductase activity, acting on paired donors, with incorporation or reduction of molecular oxygen; monooxygenase activity; iron ion binding
Source: RefSeq, a predicted model, not a curated record
AUGCACAUCCAAUGCCAAUCCCACUUGUUGUGUCCCCCCCAAGACUCUUAUUACAUAUCUCUCUUUCCUCCCCUUUGAUUUCUAGCCAUAUCCAUUUACUAUUUUCUUGUUAAUCUUUAAUUAAUAUUCUCCAUCAAUAUGGAUCAACUUCAUGAACCUUUAGUUAAUCGUUCUAUGAUUUUUCCACUCACCACCUUCACCUUAAUUAUAUUAAUCCUUGUGUUUAUUAUUUUUUUUCCAUCUCUCUCAUCAUGUUUCCAAAGAAUGAUGAGUAGUAGUAUCUUUUGUAGUUGUGAAAUUUGCCAAGCCUAUCUAACUUCAAGUUGGUCAAAAGAUUUCAACAACCUUAGUGAUUGGUACACACACCUUCUAAAAAAAUCUCCAACAAAAACCAUCCACAUACACGUCCUAAGAAACACAAUCACUUCAAAUAGUGAAAACGUUGAGUACAUGCUCAAAACAAAAUUCGAAAACUACCCAAAAGGAAAACCCUUUUCAAUGAUCUUAGGUGAUUUUCUUGGUCGUGGUAUUUUCAACGUGGACGGUGAAUUAUGGAAAUUUCAAAAGAAGAUGGCAAGUUUGGAAAUCAACAAACACUCCAUAAGAUCAUUUGCUUUUGAAGUUGUCAACAAUGAAAUCCAAAAUAGACUCAUCCCACUCCUUCAAAACCAAAACGACGUCGUUUUAGAUUUACAAGACGUUUUCAAAAGAUUAUCUUUUGAUGCUAUUUGUAGAUUUUCCUUUGGUUUAGACCCUAUGUGUUUAGAAAAAUCCUUACCCAUGUCGGAUUUUGCACUUUCAUUUGACUUAGCAUCAAAAUUAUCAGCCGAAAGAGCCAUGACCGUGUCACCAUUAAUUUGGAAAAUCAAAAGAUUUUUCAAUUUGGGUAGUGAGAAAGAGCUAAAAAAAUCCAUUACAAUGAUUAACACUUUAGCCAAAGUUGUGAUAAAUCAAAGAAGAAAAAUGGGUUUUUGUGAUCAAAAAGAUUUGUUGUCACGGUUCAUGAGUACGGUUCAAGAUGACAUUUUUCUUAGAGACAUAGUCAUAAGUUUCUUAUUGGCUGGUCGUGACACCGUGGCAUCAUCACUCACAAGUUUUUUUUGGUUGUUAGCGAAAAAUCCGGAAGUUGAGUCACAAAUUUUGUUAGAAGCGGAACGAGUAAUUGGAAUUGGAAAACACAACAAAAAUAAUAACAAUAUUAAUGUUGUGACAAAUUUCGAACAACUUACGAAAUUGCAUUAUUUAGAAGCGGCAACACAUGAAAGUAUGAGACUAUACCCACCAAUUCAAUUUGAUUCAAAGUUUUGUUUGGAGGAUGAUGUGUUACCGGAUGGUACAAAAGUGAAAAGUGGAACUAGGGUAACUUACCAUCCAUAUGCAAUGGGUAGGUUGGAGGAAUUGUGGGGUCCAGAUUGUUUAGAGUUUAAGCCACAAAGGUGGUUGAAAGAUGGUGUGUUUCAUCCUCAAAAUCAAUUCAAGUACCCUAUUUUUCAAGGUGGGUUAAGGGUUUGUAUUGGUAAAGAAAUGGCUUUGAUGGAACUCAAAACUGUUGUACUUUCUUUGCUUACAAACUUUCACUUCGAAUUGGCUGACCAAAAUACCUUUCAUGGUUUUAAUCAUCUUCCAAGAUUCUCUCCUGGACUCACUGCCACUUUUGCUUUUGGCCUUCCUGUCUUUGUUCGUCAAAGAGGAAACCAAUAAUCAAAGAAUUUAUCAGAAACAUCAUUCAUGUUGUGUGAAAUAUGGACAAAUUAAAAGGCUAAACACCCCAAAUUAUUAGGAUGAUUCAUGUAAAAUUCAAGAUGACAGUGAAGGUAUGGCACAACCAUGGCUUCCACUGCUAGUCCAAUGCAGACAACUUGAUGUAGCUAGUGGGCUAGUAGUAUCCAAUAGCUUUCGUUUAAGUGUGUUACGAUCAACUUAGAGGAGGCUCACUAUUGUCUUCAAUUUGUUCUAGAGAGUGGGAUCCAAAUGUGUCGUUUCAACUUCCUCAAUAGGAGAAGCACAAAUAGAGAUUGUUUCCUUGAUCUCUAGAGGCUAAAUGGAACCCCUUUGUUUGUGUUUGCUAAAACAAGUGAUAAUCUCAUUCGCCUUAGGAACCACAGUAGCUACUGCUUCUUUGCUAAUACGAAUUCAUGUUUCAGGUUUGUUUCUAAUAUGACUUAUGGACUUAAUUUUAUUGAUCAUGUAGUAAAAAUAUUUUGAUUUUGACAA